Syngnathoides biaculeatus (alligator pipefish) is the source of this 2871-nucleotide messenger RNA. RefSeq names its product abhydrolase domain containing 18 (gene abhd18). The transcript is spliced from 14 exons. The record is from RefSeq and is a predicted model, not a curated record. NCBI's taxonomy places the organism in Eukaryota, Metazoa, Chordata, Actinopteri, Syngnathiformes, Syngnathidae. The coding region runs from base 344 to 1870 and encodes 508 amino acids.
CGUGUGACUGGUGGAACGAAACAGGGUAUGUGGUGCAAGAAUGGAAUGUUUUAGAACAGACGGUGCUAACUGCAAGGAGGAUGCGGAGACGACAGGACUCAGAGGCAGUUGGUGGAAAAACUACUGUCAGGAAACCACCACCAGGAAGAGCCAGCACGCGAGUCUGCAGGGGAGGAGUCGGGCCAACAUCCGGCGGACCAAAGGAGACCAAUGAGGGAGCGCCAAGGAUACCUGAAGAAGACACAGAACCAAUAGUGAAUCAGUAGAUUGUACUUUAAAAUUGUUCUGGGAAACUCGGAUGUAGAGUACGUCGGCUGAGUGAACAGAGACGUACAGGGUUGUAAUGAGGUGGACCCGAGACCCAGAUGCCUGGUGCUGGUCCAUGGGUCUGAGUCGACUGGAUGUAUUUUACAGAAGGCUGCUCCUUGGCAAACUCUUCAUUGGAGGUUGGGGAAAGCCUGAAGACCUCAAGAGAAUUUUUGAGUUCCGUAAGAUCAUUGCUGAUCGAGAGAGAUGUAGGUCUCUGGUACCCAAGGACUAUCCAGUGUAUAUAAACAAGACAGAGAGGGAGACUGAUUGUUACAUCCAUGACGGUUUCUUCAUUUCACCUCUGGAGAACUUAGUUCCUGGGAUCCUGCCAACUGAGGCUGUGAAAGCAAGGUUCCAAUUUAUAGUUCCUAAAAGAUGGCAAGGCAACAGACCAGUAUGUAUCCACUUGGCUGGCACUGGGGACCAUUUUUUCUGGCGUCGAAGGACCCUGAUGGCCAGGCCCAUGGUCAAAGAAGCAGGAAUGGCUUCCCUACUUUUGGAGAACCCAUAUUAUGGCUAUCGUAAACCAAAAGACCAGUUACGAUCCUGUCUCAAGAAUGUCUCAGACCUGUUUGUGAUGGGUGGAGCUCUGAUCUUGGAGUCCUCUGUGCUGCUUCAUUGGCUUGAAAGCGAGGGGUACUCACCGGUUGGAAUGACUGGUAUUUCCAUGGGGGGAUAUAUGUCGUCAUUAGCAGUGACUAAUUGGCCGAAGCCUAUCCCUCUCAUUCCAUGCCUGUCAUGGUCCACUGCCUCGAGUGUCUUCACCACGGGUGUGCUAAGUAAAGCAGUGAAUUGGUCGGAGCUGGAGAAGCAAUAUGCCAUUAAUUCAGUGUAUGAAGAAGAGAUCAUUAAGCUGUUGGAGUAUUGUGGGGCUGACUCCUUCAAGAUGUCUCAAGACUUUGUAAAAUGUUCUUCGGGUAGAGGGGAUUCUUUCGAUCAUCUGCUAGACCAGCCAAGAGGAGACACGGUGUCAAUGGACUGUUCCUCAAGGACAGGAGGAAAGGCAGAAAUUGGGCCUGGCCUGUGGAUUGGAGAGGGCAUGGUUACAGACAAACUCGACAUAUUAUCAUCAGUGGACAACACCAAGACACGUUUAGACUCUUUGCCAAGGGGCUUCCAAGCAAAGAAAUGGUUGACUGGCACAAAGGAAGAUUCAGCCAAAAUCUGCAGGCCAUCAUUACACAACGAGUCGAUAAGCUUCAUGAAGGGAGUGAUGGAUGAGUUUACACACAUGGCCAAUUUCUCCGUCCCCGUUGACACCAGUCUGAUCAUCGUGGUGCAGGCCAAAGAAGAUGCCUAUAUCCCUCGUGCAGGGGUCCUUAGUCUCCAGGAGAUUUGGCCUGGCUGUGAAAUCCGUUAUCUGAAUGGAGGACAUAUCAGUGCUUAUCUGUUCAAACAGAACAUCUUCAGGCUAUCUAUGAUGCAUUCACCAGAUUCUGCCAGAAGUAUCCUCACCUCCUCUAGCUUUAGCAGUGUUGAUGCCCUUAUCCGUGUAACAGCAACUUGCACUGUGUGCGCACAUCCGUCCAUGCAUGCUCUGGCGUGUGUGUAUUUUCUAUAGUUCAAUUUUACAGUCCUUCCCCACAAUCCACUUGCAAUUUAUCUCAGCCUGUAUUAGAGAAUGUAAUUGUGCAGCUUAAAACUUUUUCAUGUAAAGAGAUUGUAAUAAAUAUUAUAACUUCUCUAUAACUCACAUUUUGCCAACCAAAACAAUUUGUUUUCAUGGAUGUUUUAAAACAUUUAUUGUCAUGCUUUACUGCAUUGUUGUGUAACUUGUACUGCAAUUGACAGAAACCUUGUUAUCCUACACCUUCUUGUUUACCCUCAACCCCAUUUAGAAUUACUAUACCAUUUCUUCCAUGGUCCUUAUUUGCAAACAAGUCCCAAUAUGUUAUCUAAAUUGUGCAAAUUUAGAACAAUACAAUUUUUCCAAAUGUAUGGUGGUUUUUUUAUUAAAGAGUGUUAUUUGGUAUUGUUAAUUUUGACGUGAUUUCAUUUUCUCAAGUAUUUUAAAUUACAUUUCUGUCACUGAUAUUUUUAAAAGGUACAAGCUUUUUAGGGGUGGAGGGAGUCUGCACUAAAUUCAAUCAAAAAACAAAAACAUUGUUCAGUACAAACAAAAGUGGAUGUACAUUUGAAUUUGACCAUAACUAAUUUUGGAACAAUAUAAAUUUCAUAAGUCAUGCUAUUUUAGUACAAUUCAGUGCAUUGUUCUUUUUUUUUGUACAUCCGUAAGUAGAAUACCAUGUUACCUCUUUUAUCUCUUAAAGGCUUCUCUUGUCAUCACAGUAUAAACCGAAAACUGUUUUUUGGUACCCUUUGUUAAAAAUUUUGCCUGUUCACCCACUUGGCUAAAAAUGUGCUACAGUAUGCCAAUCCUCAACUUGUCUUAACAUGACUCAUCAUUUCAAACCAUAAGAUGAAUCUCCAAGAAUGUGUUUGUUUGGGGAGUGGUGAUGCCUAUGGUGCUACAGUGGACCAAGUUAACUAUGAAAAGAAAAGUGUCCUGUUCAUUUUCAUAAUAUUAAAUUUACAAUUAUCUAUUAAAAUUUAUCACAUCAA